AUGUGUGGCAUCAAUACCUUUUCGUGUGCGAAGCUCUUCUUGCACCUCAGACACCAUGCGCGCAAUGACAGACAACGAGGCAAAGCACUAGUCCGCUGGAAACUCCUCGCAUUGCUGGCUAAAGUCACCGUGUCAUCUGUAGAGCAACCUAUGCCCGAAACUUUCACUCGCGGGAGGAGUUGGUUCCGUUACUUGUACAUUCAUGGCGCGUUGGGCAUCAUAAUAUGUGAUCGUCCGGGGGAAGGAAAACCUGGUGCUGAGGAGGACGAUUCGUUAAUGAUAAUUCCAGGCUUUUCGAGCAAGCCUCUGGAAACCCAAGUGAUGCGAGAGACCAAAAGGAUGCAUGAUUGUGUUUAUCUCACCGAGCUUGAGCAGGUUCAGGGAGGGACUUCGUCGUGGUUCAGGAAUCUCGAUGUGUUGUUGAACGGUUUCCCAAACAGCCCAACAACCAAGAUCUCCGACAACCUGACUUUCUGGAUACUUUACUUCGCGCCAUUGAAGCAAGUAAAUCCUUAUGGCUUGACUGAGUCGAGGGAUGUCAAACACUUCCCCGAAAACAAAUGGAGCCGUCAGAGCUACGCAUGGCGUCCUGAGAGACGGCUUUUCCCUUUAGAACUCGUCCUAACCGGACGCAUAAUUGGUGCAGACGAGGCAGAACGCUGGGGCAUCGUACGGGUUGUACGCGCUGAGGAGGCCGUAAAGGUGGCAAGCGAUAUUGCAAGCAAGGGACGCAUCACAGUGAAUGCAUGGCUGCCUUUGCUGAGAAACGAAGGAUGCACUCGUAAGGGCGUUCUGUAUAUUAUGAGGGAACACAUCCCUGUGUUGUCCUGUGUUGACCCACAUUGA
Messenger RNA from Suillus discolor, 846 nucleotides. RefSeq lists its product as uncharacterized. The coding region runs from base 1 to 846 and encodes 281 amino acids. The transcript has 6 exons. NCBI's taxonomy places the organism in Eukaryota, Fungi, Basidiomycota, Agaricomycetes, Boletales, Suillaceae. The record is from RefSeq and is a predicted model, not a curated record.